AUGUCACCACGACCGAAGAGCAUCAACGGUUCAAACAACGGACUAGCCUGUCCAGAACCCAACAAUGGCACCAAGUCCUCUGGUCUUGACUCUGACCGGUCAGACACCAUUCGCAGCAUUGGAUUUCUGAAACUUCGCGGGAAGCAAGAUGACUUGCCUCAACGUUGGUGGUUCGCCUCCACAGCCGUUCCUCUGUUAGCUGCAACCCAGGGGCCCCUUUCCAAUGUAUUAUCGAUUGCUGCCUUGGUCACUCCGUGGAGAGUUGCCUUGCCCAAUGGCGGUGAGCUACCUGAGGGUGUUGACGACGCAGGCAUUGGUAUCGAGGACCCCAGAUGGGAAAUCACACUCAAUGGCGUGUCGUUGGCUUGCGGGUUCGCUGGAAAUCUUCUCCUGCUCCUUCACUUCGUGGGCAGGGUUCGUUACAUCGUUGCUCUCCCACUUUCCAUCAUCUUUUGGCUGUUAGCCUCUGGCAUUCUUAUAACCAUCACCUCGUGUCUCAGCAUCUAUGAUGCGGCCGUACCGCCUGGUGAGAUUUAUUCGCAGGGAUAUUGGCAUGCCGUCCUGGCAUCGAUUACCUAUAUGCUCGGCGCUGUUAUGCUCAUUGUCAAUAUGGUCGGAUACCUUCGAGGACACUAUCCCCAGAAUUUUGUUCUUGACGACGAUCAACGCACUCUGAUCUUACAAACGAUGCAGUUCAUGAUUUGGCUGGCCGGAGGCGCUGCCAUAUUUUCACGACUUGAGGAUUGGAGCUAUGCCAAUGCGUUUGCUAUUAACACUGGCUUCUCGACUAUACUUACUAUUGGGUUCGGGGAAUUCGCACCGACGACUAACGCAGCCCGGGGCUUCCUCUUCGUGUAUGAGCCAAUCGGCAUCGUCUUCCUCGGUCUUGUAAUCGGUAGCAUUACCCGCUUCGUGUCGAACAUAUCAGCAGACAACGUGAUCAAGAAACACCAAGCGCAAAAGAGAGCGAGCACAAUCGGUCGCAGUGUCACUACCGAGAACGAGCUUAGAGAACGACUUGGCUUACCUCCCCAGGAGUCACCCGUCGGGCUCUGCCGCAACUCUCUAGCUACGUACGGCAACAUCAAAGUGGUCGGCCGCACAGUCACGUUUCGAGAGCACAGGACCGCCGUCGGGGCCGAAGGGCGAGGUGGUGCUGCUCACAGUGUGCGCCCCCUGAGCCGGGACGUUAAGCCGAGAGCCAGAUCACAAGGGCAGAGCGCAUAUCAUAAGCGGCAUGAACGCAGGCGGAAGCUUUUGCUUUUGCCGCAUGAGAAGGACCGGUUCUAUGCGAUGCGGGAGAUCCAGGAUGAGACUCGCAGGUUCAAGCAGUACUGGUCGCUUGCUAUUGCCAUAUUCGCCUUUGCUCUAAUUUGGUUUCUCGGAGCUCUUAUCUUUAUGCUUGCCGAGGCACGACUUCAGGGAAUGACUUAUUUCGACAGUUUGUACUUCUGUUUUGUGGCGCUUCUGACGAUUGGAUACGGCGACAUUAGCCCACGGUCCAACAUCGGCAAACCCUUCUUCAUCGUUUGGUCUCUCAUCGCCGUCCCCUCCCUCACCGUCCUCAUCCAAGAGAUGUCCUCAACCGUGGCCGCAUCCAUAAACCGCGGUACAUUAACCCUAGCCGACUGGACCAUCCUGCCUAAGAAAGGGGUAGUCAAAGCAUUCCUGGACUCGCACCCCCGCCUCCGAGGCUGGCUUACCCGCCUAGCCGAGAGGAGAAAGCCAAAGAAACGUAUCGAGGCCGGCUUUCAGGUCCAAGAUCCGGAUGAGGAGACCGUUGCCGGCACACCACCCAACGAAGCGCAAGAUAAGCAUUGUGAGGGAACAGAACGAAUCGAGCCCCUUAAGGAAUCUCAUGCCGAACCUGAAGACUAUAUCCACAAUCACGAGGGUCCCCAUGACCUAGCCCGCCAGCUCGCCACCACCAUAAAGCGCGUGGCGAAGGACCUGCGUGUUGAGCCGCCCAAGCGGUACAGCUUCGAGGAAUGGGUCCACUUCACCAAGCUGAUUCGGUUCAGCUCUCCGCGACACAAACAAAUGACGAGGACCGUCCCGGCGGUCGAGGAUAUUGACGACGGCGAGACGGAGUUGGUAGAGUGGGACUGGAUAGGGGAGGAAAGUCCCAUGUUAGCGGACGUCAGCGAGAGCGAAUGGGUUUUGGACCGGCUGUGCGAGAGUCUGCAUCGUUAUAUGAGGCAUGUUGGACGGGUCAGUAAGGCUCGACAGCAGAAAGGAAAUAUAAGGGAGUCGGAGGAACACGAACAGGGACCAUCUUCUGAGACUGAUGUCAAACGACGCACUAGAAAGGAGAGUGAACCGUUCCCAAGAGAUGGGAAAGGCACUACAAGCGGGGCUAGUGCAUGA
Messenger RNA from Pseudomassariella vexata, 2367 nucleotides. RefSeq lists its product as uncharacterized. NCBI's taxonomy places the organism in Eukaryota, Fungi, Ascomycota, Sordariomycetes, Amphisphaeriales, Pseudomassariaceae. Bases 1 to 2367 code for a protein of 788 amino acids. Gene Ontology annotation, cellular component: membrane. Gene Ontology annotation, biological process: potassium ion transmembrane transport; stabilization of membrane potential. Gene Ontology annotation, molecular function: potassium ion leak channel activity. The record is from RefSeq and is a predicted model, not a curated record. The transcript is spliced from 7 exons.